This is a messenger RNA of Penicillium nucicola, 915 nucleotides long. RefSeq names its product aromatic alcohol reductase. The coding region runs from base 1 to 915 and encodes 304 amino acids. NCBI's taxonomy places the organism in Eukaryota, Fungi, Ascomycota, Eurotiomycetes, Eurotiales, Aspergillaceae. The record is from RefSeq and is a predicted model, not a curated record. Gene Ontology annotation, molecular function: oxidoreductase activity. The transcript is spliced from 3 exons.
AUGACGCCUAUUAUCAAAAAUGUGGCCCUCGCCGGGGCUAGUGGAAAUGUUGGGGCUCAAGUACUGAACGCCUUGCUCGGUCUCAACUUCAACGUAACGGUACUCGCCCGCAGUUCUAAGCCCUUUCCAGCAGCCGCCAAGGUAAAAAUCGUCGACUUCACAUCUGUGGAGUCCUUGUCUGCAGCUUUGGAUGGACAGGACGCCGUAAUCGAUACCACAUUCUCGCCCGAGGUUGACACAUCCCUCAGACUGAUCGAGGCGGCGGUCAAGGCCCGCGUAUAUCGCUUUAUUACCAGCGACUUUGGCCUCGAUCCUGAAAUCCCGGGCGUUCAUAACAUGCCCGUUUUCAGUCAGAAGAAGGGUUCGUAUGAGGCUGUCAAGGAACAAGCAGCCGCUAACCGCCUGACAUACACCCUGGUUGCAAAUGGUCCUUUCCUUGAUUGGGGUCUCUCGACGGGCUUUUCGGGUCUGAACUUCAGAGAAAAGACCGCCUGGAGAUUUGGUGAUGGAAACAAUGUUAUUCCAUGGACAACGUUGGCGGAUGUGGGAACUGCAACUGCAAAUGUGCUUUUGCAUCCCGAAGAAACCCUGAACCGUCCCGUCUAUAUCCACUCCGUGUUCAUGUCACAAAAUCAACUCCUCGGGGCUGCGAAAUCGGCUUUGGGCAGUGAGGAAUGGACAGUCACGAACAAUGAUAUGGAACCUCUUCUGCAAAAAGCUUUGUCGGACCUUCAGAGUGGGAAUAUUACUGACGCCACCUUUGAGAUCCAGAUCAAGUACUGUCUGGCCACCAAAGCGCUUGCGCAUCCCUGGGAACGAGAUGAUAAUUCCCUUUUGGGGCUGAAAGAAUGGAGCGCGGAGAAGGUGGAAGAUCUGGUUAGGGCGAUUGCCAAAGAGCAGAUUGACCUGGUCUAG